Messenger RNA from Hibiscus syriacus, 2080 nucleotides. Its product is annotated as proline-rich receptor-like protein kinase PERK3. The record is from RefSeq and is a predicted model, not a curated record. Lineage: Eukaryota; Viridiplantae; Streptophyta; Magnoliopsida; Malvales; Malvaceae. Gene Ontology annotation, molecular function: ATP binding; protein kinase activity. Gene Ontology annotation, biological process: protein phosphorylation.
AUGUUAUCUCCCUCUUUGUCUCCAUCUCCACUAGAUUCUCCCUCCUCCGUUUCACCGCCGCUUCCGGUGGUGCAGCAGCCACUUCCGCCACCUCCAGUUUCUGCUUCUCCUCCACCCUUACUUGCACCCCAUUUGGCUCCGAUAUCAACCCCGCCACUAAUUUCACCUCCAGUUCUGCCGGCCUUGAUUUUUCCCCCACCUGCUGCUGUUGCUGCAAGUCCAGUUACACUUACUCCCCCACUGCUUCCGACACCGCCGGUGGUAGUGGUGGUUGCUUAUCCACCACCAAUAUCGCCUGCCGCUACUACGAUUAGUCCCAUUGUUGCUUCUCCAGCUACACCUCUACUUCCUCCACCACCAGCAUUGGUUAUUCCUCCCCCAUUGCUGCCCAAAUCUUCUUCUCCACCUCCUCAACAAUCUAAACCUUUACCAUCGACGCCACCAUCUGUUAUUCUUCCACCUCCAGCAACAAGAGCUCCCUCUCUCCCUCCACCAAGGUUACCUAUUGAUCCACCGCUUCUUGCUUCCAUAUCUCCUCCACCACCUGCAGCUUCUCAUUCUAUAAGGGCCCCUAAAACCCCAGUAUCGUCUCAGGCAUUUCCGCCUCCUGCACCACCACCACCAUUAACGCCACCAGCCGUAAAAGGUGGUUUGUCAACCACAAAGCAAACCCCACAUUCUCCGAUUGGGCUUAUAGUUGUAUGCAUUGGCGCUGGAAUUCUGCUAUUUAUUGUGCUUGCAUUUGUGUGCAUUUGUUGCAAAGGUAGACGUAGAAGGAGAAAACAGAACCCUUUGGAUCAAAAGCAACAAUCUUCCGUCACAAAAGAUGAAUUUUUUGCAGCUUCAAUCCAACAUAAACAAGAAAAAGUUGAUCCACCACUGCUCACCAUUGCUAUAGGAUCUGGCUCAAAUAUAGCUGAUACCAAUGGCUCACGUGGCAUUUUUACUUAUGAUGAACUACUCAUCGCCACCGAUGGUUUUUCCAAAUCCAACCUCCUUGGACAAGGCGAUUUCGGUUACGUGUACAAAGGGCGCUUGCUGACCGGACAAGAUGUUGCGGUUAAGAAAUUGAAUGCUGGGAGCCGGCAGGGGGAGCGUGAAUUCCAGGCCGAGGUCGAGACUAUCAGCCGAGUUCAUCAUAAACACCUUGUUUCCUUAGUAGGAUACUGCAUUAAUGGGGCUGAGAGAUUGUUUGUUUAUGAGUUUGUUCCUAACAAAACAUUGGAAUUCCACUUGCAUGAAAAUGGUCAGUCGGUUAUACUCUGGGAAAGGAGACUCAAAAUUGCUAUAGGAUCUGCAAAAGGAAUAGCAUAUCUCCAUGAGGACUGUAGUCCGACGAUAAUUCAUCGCGACAUCAAAGCAGCUAAUGUUCUUCUUGAUCCCAGAUUUGAAGCAAAGGUUUCCGACUUUGGACUCGCCAAGAUUUUCUUCGAUGCGAGUCCGUCUGUUACACCAUCUACCAGAGUGAUGGGAACUUUUGGAUACCUUGCUCCAGAGUAUGCAUUAACAGGUAAAUUAACUGAUAAAUCAGAUGUAUAUUCCUACGGUGUCAUGCUUUUAGAGCUUAUAACCGGACGUCGGCCGAUCAUCGAGCUAGAAUCGUCGGUAAAUCAUAGCCUGGUUGAUUGGGCAAGGCCUUUGCUAGCUCGUGCACUCGAAAACAACGAUUUUGAUACUCUCGUUGAUCCGAGGUCAAACGGCGCUUACAACAUUAGCGAGAUGGCAACCAUGUUCAGUUGCGCUGCUGCUUGUGUACGCCAAUCAGCAUGGCUUAGACCUCGAAUGAUCCAGGUUGUCCGUGCUCUAGAAGACGACAUUUCGUUGACGACGUUGUCGAACAGCUCGUUAAACACAUCUUCAGAAAUGUUCAUCCAAAAUGCUCGACGGUGCAUCAACAAUGGCGGAUUUAGUGGACACAGUGAAUCCACCAGUGAAUAUGGGCUCAACAUUAACCCGUCUGGCUCCAGCACCGAAUCUCAAAGACCUAAAAGCCGAGACAAUUUCUGAUGAAACUGUGCACUAUUAGAAUAUUAUCUAGCUUUUGAUUAGAUUAGUUGAUGAAUUUUAUUUAUUUACUUAU